Messenger RNA from Aspergillus ibericus CBS 121593, 3210 nucleotides. RefSeq names its product putative MFS transporter. The record is from RefSeq and is a predicted model, not a curated record. The transcript is spliced from 7 exons. Gene Ontology annotation, molecular function: transmembrane transporter activity. Gene Ontology annotation, cellular component: membrane. The coding region runs from base 1 to 3210 and encodes 1069 amino acids. Lineage: Eukaryota; Fungi; Ascomycota; Eurotiomycetes; Eurotiales; Aspergillaceae. Gene Ontology annotation, biological process: transmembrane transport.
AUGGGCUUCUUUGGGAAGAAGGACGCUUCUGGCGAUAUGACGGGAAAUGUCGAUGCCAUUGUCGCGGCCCCAGGGUCUGACCCAGAAAAGCAACAAGUCGCACAUGAUGAGGAAUUCCGCACAGCACUUCCGCAAGUUCCCCAGACGGUCACCAUUGACCCCGCGGUUGAAGCCCGCUUGGUGAGGAAGUUGGAUUUGCGGGUUCCAACUCUCUUAGGGUUCCUGUAUCUUCUUUCCCUCCUAGAUCGGAGCAACAUCGGAAAUGCCAAAAUCGCGGGAAUGGAAGAAGACUUGCAUCUUACUGGGAAUCGCUAUACAUGGCUCUUGACGAUCUUUUACAUAUCCUACACGUUGUUCGAGUUCUUGGCUUUGAUGUGGAAAAUCAUGCCACCCCACCGAUGGGCAGCCAUCACAGUCAUGUCCUGGGGCAUUGUUGCGACCUGCCAAGCUGCGACGCAGAGCUGGGGUGGGAUGAUGGCUCUCCGCUUUCUGCUUGGGAUGUCAGAGGCAGCUUUCGGGCCGGGUUCUCCCUACUUGCUAUCCUUCUUCUAUCGUCGUCAGGAACUCGGUCUCCGUUGUGGUAUGUUUUUAUCAGCCGCUCCUCUGGCAAACACUUUUGCCGGUGCUCUCGCGUAUGGAAUUACCUCCGGACAUGCCAAGAUCGCCAAUUGGCGGUUGUUGUUCCUCGUCGAGGGAAGUCCGUCACUUGUGGCCGCCUUCCUGGCGUGGUUCUACUUGCCCGAUCACCCGGCAUCUGCUCGCUUCUUGACUGAAGAAGAGAAGGCAGUGGCACGCGCUCGAUCGCUCCGACGCAGUGGUGAAAGUGAGCGGGUCACCGGCAUCAACUGGAAAGAACUGUGGCAGACAUUGUGGGAUGCCAAGGCAUGGCUCACUGCGUUGAUGUACUUCAGCUGCAAUGUGAGCUUCUCGUCACUGCCUGUCUUCCUUCCCACGAUUCUCCAAGACAUGGGGUUUACUUCGAUUAAUGCUCAAGGCCUCACUGCCCCGCCGUUCUUUGCCUCAUUUCUCGUUACGAUCGCCACUACCUGGCUAGCCGACCGAAUUCAGCAGCGCGGCUUGGUGAUCGCUUUAUUUUCGCUGAUCGGUGCGGUUGGAUAUGUGCUGCUUGCGACCUGUACCUCCGUUGGUGUACGCUACUUUGGCGUGUUCCUGGCUGCUAUAGGAGUUUUUCCCUCGAUCGCGAAUAUCCUUCCUUGGGUUUUGAAUAACCAAGGGUCGGAUAGCCGACGCGGAAUGGGUAUUGUCAUUCUCAACAUCAUCGGCCAGUGUGGUCCCUUCCUGGGAACCAAUGUCUUCCCAUCGAGUGAUGCACCUCGCUACAUUCGGGGACAGUCGAUCUGUGCGGCCUUUAUGUUCUUCACCGUGAUCCUUGCACUGUCUUUGCGCACAUUGCUGGUCUGGGAGAACCGCCGUCUGGACAAGAAGUAUGGCACGGCAGCUGAGAGAGCGGAGCAGACAACUUCCAAGGAGAAUUUCACUCAUGGAGAGGAAAACUAUGGUGCAGGAUUCCGAUAUGUGCUUAAUGGUAUCCGGUUUUCCAUAACGGAUCUCUCUCCCCCCUCUGCACGGAUCAUGCCGAUUGUGUUUCAAGAUCGAGCUGGGAUUUCUCUCUACGAUGCACAGUUCUCUACUACCACCACAACCACCUCCGAAGGCACAAGAGGGCCGAUUCCCGACGCUAUUAUUGAACAGGUCGUGGAUCGUCUCUCACAGUUUCAAAGCACGUGUACGGAUUUCCAGGUGCCACGGGAGAAUAUCUAUGUCCUCGCGACGGAAGCGACCCGGACGGCGCCGAAUUCGGAGGCGUUCCGGGCGCGGAUUAAAGCAGUGACGGGGUGGGAGGUUCGGUUGUUGUCGAAGGAGGAUGAGGGAAGGAUUGGGGCGCUGGGGAUCGCGAGUAGCUCUGCGGCGGUGGCGGGGGUUGCGAUGGAUUUGGGGGGUGGGAGUACGCAGAUUACGUGGGUGAUGGAGCGGGAUGGGAUGGUGAGGACGAGUCCGAAGGGGUCGUUUAGUUUUCCGUAUGGGGCGGCGGCGUUGAUGAAGAGGUUGGAGAGGGCGCAGGAGGUCGGCGGGGGGGAGGCAGUGGGGGAGGUGAAGGAGGAGAUGAGGAGGAAUUUUUGGGAUGCGUAUCGACGGUUGGAGGUUCCUGAGGAGUUGGUGGAGAUGGCGAAGAGGAGGGGAAGGUUUGAUUUGUAUCUCUGUGGUGGGGGGUUCAGAGGUUGGGGAUAUGUGCUGAUGAAGCAGUCCAAGGUUGAGCCGUAUCCGAUUCCCAUUAUCAAUGGAUUUCGGGUCAAGAGGGAGGAUUUUCAUGAUACCGUGUCGGUGUUGGAUGUGGUGUCGGAUUCGGAUGAGAAGAUCUUUGGCGUGUCGAAGAGACGUGCAUCGCAGAUUCCGGCCGUGGCGGUCCUGGUCAAUGUGAUUAUGGAUGCCUUGCCGGAGAUUACCCAUAUUCAGUUCUGUCAGGGCGGUGUUCGUGAGGGGUUUCUGUUUGAUCGAUUGCCGAGUGAGGUCCGCGCUCAGGAUCCCCUGCUGGCGGCGACGAUGCCGUAUGCGCCUCCGUCAGCGAAUGCGAUCAGGGAGUUACUGCAGUCGACGCUGCCGACCUCGUCCUCGCCUAUCGGGUCGGUUCACCCUCCGCCGUCUUUCACGUCGAACUUGGUCGCGGCGAUUGCAAACCUGCUCUAUGCGCACUCGCAAGUCCCGCGGGAGUCUCGCUCGGCGGCGGCGUUGCACAGCACGACCACGGGGAUGCUGGCCUCAACGAACUGUCUCUCGCAUGUUGAACGAGCUCUGAUUGGACUCGUGCUGUGUGAGCGCUGGACGGGGGACCUCGCGCCCAUGGACCAGGCGUAUCAUCAACAACUGACCCGGUGUCUUUCCGCGCAGGAGGUCUGGUGGUGUCAGUAUCUGGGUCGGGUGGCUGUCAUCGUGGGUGAUGUGUAUCCUGCAGGCCGGGUGUCGGAGACGCAGUGGCGGAUCCGUUUCGAAACGGAGUGGGAAUCCAUUGUGAAGAAGAAGGAAACUUGCGACUUGCUGCGGUUGAACGUGAGACGGAAUGAUGUUGCUGCGGGUGCGACGUCAGUGCUACAGGAUAUCUUGCAGGAGAGGGCGGAGAAGGUCGAAAAGGCUGGGAAGAGGAAGAACUGGGUACAGGAGUACGGUGUGCGGAUUGGGGUAAGUAUUUGCUGA